CCAAGAUACUGACGCAGAACCCCUGGGAGGGGGCAUUAAACUUUCAGCGUAACACCCUACGCGAAUCAUCCAGACAUUGACACAACAAUUUCUCUCUAUAGCGCACGAAAUUAUCGCGUCAUUUUCUUUCACUUUUUAAGUGGUCGUCGUCACGGGAGUAGCUAUAUAAAUGAACUGAUUAUCCAAACGCACCAUUACAGGGGCCUCUACAAGCAAUAAGUGAACGAGCAAUUACAGGAGUACUGAUCAAGGAAGGUGAAGGGACGUCAGUCUUAUAUGGGCGUUAUGUGCCUCGUGUGGAGAUACAGAUUAGUCGUAUCCAUGAUUCUGGUUGUUGUGCUCUGUGAUGUGUAUGCAUCAGACGCACAACCAAUUGGAAAAGUUUAUCCACGCGGAAAUCACUGGGCUGUUGGGCACUUAAUGGGCAAGAAAAGCACAGAUGAGCAGGUCAGACCAGAGGAAUCGGAAGGUGAUGACGAGACUUUUAUGACGACCUCAGAUCUGCAGCUGGAAAGAUUCAACAAACAUCUCCUGCCGCCACUCCUGUAUGCGCUCAUGAGAGGACGGACAGAAGCAGAGAGCAUGCAGGAGCAGGAGGACGCAGAGGAGAUCAGUGCUUCUAAACUGCUCCAGCGCAUGCUGACAAAUAGACGUCAGUGGGAGGAAGAUCACGAGAGAGGCAGACAAGUCAAACUGAUUGCUGACUUGUUAAAGGCUUUAAGAAUGCAGGAUGACAACGAAAGCUGAGGAUGAAAGACUGUGGUUUGAAGUUCACUUGUCAACUUGCUCUGUCGAAUACAAAUCUCUUUAUUAAACAACAUAUAAAUAAGCAUGUUAUAUUUUUGUAUGUCACUAUCUCAAUGAAAUACACAUAAAACUGAGUGUCAUUAUUCUGUAUAUUUUAUGCUAUUGUUUUAUAAAUGAAUUCAUCAUCUUGGUAACUGACACCAUAGUAAGCAUUGUAGUCAUAGUUCAACUGACUAAUAUUUAAUAAACUUUAUCUUGUUGGGCUA
Molecule: messenger RNA, 1013 nt
Organism: Megalobrama amblycephala (Wuchang bream)
Lineage: Eukaryota; Metazoa; Chordata; Actinopteri; Cypriniformes; Xenocyprididae
Product: gastrin-releasing peptide
Exons: 3
Coding region: 277-747 (156 amino acids)
Biological process (GO): neuropeptide signaling pathway
Molecular function (GO): neuropeptide hormone activity
Source: RefSeq, a predicted model, not a curated record